Molecule: messenger RNA, 942 nt
Organism: Plasmodium vivax (malaria parasite P. vivax)
Lineage: Eukaryota; Apicomplexa; Aconoidasida; Haemosporida; Plasmodiidae
Exons: 4
Coding region: 1-942 (313 amino acids)
Source: RefSeq, a predicted model, not a curated record
AUGGGGAAGAUGAAGCAGCAGAGGGCGAUCAAACCCAAGUUCUGCUUCUGCGUCGUGGCGGACCUGGAAAAGGUGGCCAUCAAGACAAAGGCAAGUGAGCACAAAGAGAAGAUCUGUGAUUACUAUGUGUACGUAUAUCACAGCAGCAAAAUGAAAGCGCCCACUUUCCCGAAGAGUUUCCCUAGCAACAUAGAAGAAGUAAAUUACGAUGACAUUUCCAUUAGUACGUGUAAAAUAAAAGGAGAAAGCUCCAGAGACAUGUACGCAGAAGCUGUUAUCCACUCGGAGGUUCACAAACAUUUCAACAACGUACAUUUUAAAAAUAAAAUUAUCCAAAAGAUAUUAACAACAUUAAGUGAAUCAGAACAAAUUCUUAGAAGUGACGUAAGCAUAAAUGGAAACUCCUUCAAAUGUAAUGAAUUGGGAUAUGUCCCGAAGACGAAACAUUUUUUAAACCCGCAUUGUGUGGAUGGCAGCUUCCAAACUGAAGACUCCAAAUCGGUGGACGAAAGUGACAUAAAAUUUUACAACAUGUUAAGUCAAAAACAGCUCAAAAGUAAUGACCAAAAGGAGGAAGAGAAAAACGAAAUAAAAAUACACGACGAGACUAGUAAUAUGCAGAUAUUGAAUGAUAUACAGUCGGUCAGGACCACCAAACGGGGGAAGAAUGAAGAUGGUGAAGGGGGGCGCAUCCCCAGGCAGGUCAAGUCCUAUCACUACACAGUUAUUGACAGAUACCUCCACAUCAUCGUCACCUUCAACAGCAUUUCGUACGAACAGUUGGAGAUUUUGAAAAAGGGCAGGACCGUCGAGAUUUACGUGUCUAGCAGACCCGAUGACUGCAUGACUUUGAGCUUCAAGCAAAAAUUGAGCGACAAUAUCAAAGCCUACUUCAAUGAAAAGGGCCUCAAGCUGACCAUCAGUGUGGAGCUUCUAUACUGA